Molecule: messenger RNA, 945 nt
Organism: Varanus komodoensis (Komodo dragon)
Lineage: Eukaryota; Metazoa; Chordata; Lepidosauria; Squamata; Varanidae
Product: olfactory receptor 14A16-like
Exons: 1
Coding region: 1-945 (314 amino acids)
Biological process (GO): G protein-coupled receptor signaling pathway
Cellular component (GO): membrane
Molecular function (GO): olfactory receptor activity; G protein-coupled receptor activity; odorant binding
Source: RefSeq, a predicted model, not a curated record
AUGACACUUAAACACCAGGAUCUAUUUAAUGCAUCCUCACCAUCAGGAUUUCUCCUUUUGGAAUUCUCAACAGUUCGUGAGCUGCAGAUUCUGCACUUCAUCGGAUUCCUGGUGUUUUACCUGGCAACAGUUACAGGGAAUCUUCUCAUCGUCUGUGCGGUUGCCUCUGACCAGCACUUAUACACCCCCAUGUACUUCUUUGUGAUGAAUUUGGCCAUCCAGGAUGUGGGACAAGUGUCCGUUGUUUUCCCCAAAGCAAUGGCCAAUUCCCUCAUGAACCGCAGGCACAUUUCCUACUCUGGGUGUGUGGCUCAAGUGCUUCUGCUUGUCUUCUUUGCAGCGUGUGAUUUCUCUCUCAUCACCGUCAUGGCGUACGAUCGGUAUGUUGCCAUUUGCAGUCCAUUACAAUAUGAGAAGCUGAUGAACAAGCAGGCCUGCAUUCAAAUGGUUACUGCUGUAUGGAUCACUGGAUUUGUCUAUGGAGUGCUGCAUACCACAGGUACCUUUGCAGCACCCCUUUGCUCCAACGUCAUCGAUCAGUUUUUCUGUGAAAUCCCAGCAUUACUUAGGCUUGCCUGCUCUGACCUGUACUUGCUUGAAAUUGGUUUUAUUAUCCUCAGCACUUUUAUUGGAUUUGGCUGCUUUAUUUUCAUUGUUGUGACUUAUGUCCACAUCUUCAGUGCAGUGAUGAAAAUCCCCUCUGUGCAGGGAAAGAAGAAAGCUUUCUCAACAUGCCUUCCCCACCUCAUUGUUUUCUCCAUAUUUAUAAUCACAGGAUAUUUUGCUUAUAUCAAGCCCCCUUCUAAUUCUGCUUCAGGUCUGGAGUUUGCCUUUACUAUGGUGUAUAUGAUGGUCCCACCCCUGAUGAAUCCCAUAAUCUACAGCUUGAGGAACAAAGAGAUAAAGCUUGCAUUGUCAAAACGAUUGAGUUUUAAAUUGAAGUAG